AUGCCACUGAGAUUACAACCACAGCCACAACGUUGGACUCCACUGGAACCUGGGAUGUACAAAGCAAACUACGAUGGGGCUUACUUUGCGGAGGAAGAAGCAGUAGGAAUCGGUGUUGUAGUGCGGAAUGAACUGGGACAGGUGACAGCGUCCUUAGCAGAGAAGCUCGUCAUGCCUCAAACAGUGGAGAUUCUUGAGGCGUUGGCAGCUAGGAGGGCUAUGAUCUUCAUGGAGGAAUUGGGAUUGUGUAGGGUUAUCUUUGAAGGUGAUUCAAAGACUGUUGUAAAGGCCCUAACAGGGGGCUGCCCAAACAGGUCCAGUAUUGGGCACAUUGUUAAAGACUGCAUGUCAUUAAUGGGUUGGUUUCAAUCCUGUUCUUUCUCUCACGUGAGGCAGCAGGGCAACGGAGUAGCUCAUGCUUUAGCUAGGAGAGCAAGAAAGUCUUCCCCUUUGUCCGUUUGGAUGGAAUCUGUUCCGCUAGACAUUUCCUAUUUGGUGUAUGUUGAUGUAACGACUUAA
This is a messenger RNA of Quercus robur (English oak), 519 nucleotides long. RefSeq lists its product as uncharacterized. The transcript has a single exon. Lineage: Eukaryota; Viridiplantae; Streptophyta; Magnoliopsida; Fagales; Fagaceae. Gene Ontology annotation, molecular function: nucleic acid binding; RNA-DNA hybrid ribonuclease activity. Bases 1 to 519 code for a protein of 172 amino acids. The record is from RefSeq and is a predicted model, not a curated record.